Molecule: messenger RNA, 1691 nt
Organism: Mercenaria mercenaria
Lineage: Eukaryota; Metazoa; Mollusca; Bivalvia; Venerida; Veneridae
Exons: 3
Coding region: 754-1551 (265 amino acids)
Source: RefSeq, a predicted model, not a curated record
GGAUUUAUUUCUCAAGAAGAUAAAUGAACCUAAUUGGACAUUCAAUUACGUAAAAGUAAUAAAUAUUUGAUCAUUUUAUGUCUUUCCCUCUUUCGGUAUUAUUAGUUUAUGAUACGUGUACUUGACUAUUAUUUAAUCGUGUACUGUUGAAGUGAGGAUGACUGCAAAAUAAAAUGGGGAUAUGAGUUUUUAAAGUGUACGUAUAUUGGACAGGGAGAAAAAGGCUUUUGGAUAUUUUUAUUUUAAUUGUAGAUCACAAUUGUUAACGCAAUCAUACGAAAUUAAAAUUCUAUCGAAACUAUUUAAAAGACGCUGUAUUUUUUUUUAUUCAAUUCGUUUGCAUUUAUUUGUGUUAUUUAUUUUGAUAUUUAUCGCGGAACGAAAACAAAAAUCAGUUUCCAUUCUUGGUUUAUGUUGUUUACACUUAAACAAAGAUUAAACGGUGUAGGUGAUGGAAUUACGACCCAAAGGUCACGCAAAGGAUCAUUUUGUUAAUAUAUUAGCAUAAUAAAUAAUCCCUAAAGCUUUAUAUUCAAAGGCGAAAACAGUAUAUCAGUUACUUUAAGAGAUCAAUAUUUCAAAAAGGGAAGAAUGGUGUUCAAAGACCGUAUGGAUAAUAACAGACAGCUACACUAAUAAAAUAAGGUUACAAAGUAGAAUUUUGUUCUUUUUUUAAUUGUAUACAUACGCUCGCCUUUCAAGUUGUUAUCAGUAAUAGGUAACAAUAAAUAACGUCUGAUUUAUACGUCUGUAAUGAGAAUACAGAACCGAACAUCUUUCAAAGUUGAAGAAGAAACUGAUUUGUCUAGAAGAUGUGAAAUUGGUUGGAAGUUGAAAAUAUUUACAAUGAUACGGCUGAAAAGACCUACAAUUUUUGACGCCGCGAUGCUUUUCUCUGGAUUAGUCGCAUUUGUGUUGCACGUGCUUGGGACGGCAUUUCCGUACUGGUGGGUCGUGCACGAGAGAGAAGACGAAACUAUAACACUGACGUUCUAUUAUGGUAUUUGGGUCAUUAUCGACUGUCGAAAUGACACGUGCGUAACUACGUCAUCACGGAUGAAUGGUGAUAGAGCUUGGUUGAUUGGUCCUGCGGUUCUGAUUAUUCUUGCUGACCUACUCCUUCUUGUUGUGGUCUUAUUCACGUGCCGUUAUAUCGUGUACGAGAAACAUGGACUGGUGUUCCGGAAACUGUGUGUACUGCUGAGCUCGGGCGCAGGCGGGGUAAUUAUUCUUGCUGUUCUGAUAUUCUACAAGAAAAAGGCAGGACUGAGACCUUCCCAGGCGCCCGAGACUAGCGACGGUGACCCGAGUUGGGCACUGUUGCUCUCCUCUAUGGCUUCAAUCAUAGCGGUGUUGCAUGGCGUUGUCAGUGGUUGUUAUGCUAACAAAAUGUGGAAGAAAGGCGAAGAUAAAAGGCCGAAGACUGUGUUUGGUAUAGACGCUGGGGAACUAGAAGUUAACGUCAAUGCGUUACGUCGAGGUGAACUUUCGUGUGGUAAAAAUAUAAACAGACUUGAGUCCGUGAAAGAAGAGAGUGAUUGGAAAUAUUAAUAAACAUGGUUGUGCACCUUAAUUGUGGAGCAGCGAUUUUAAAAAUUGUAUAAACGUUUCGCAAUAAAUCUUUUCUAUAAUACAAUGUAAUGUUAUUACGAAAACAUGUAUACCAUACAUUAAAAUUACGUCAUAUACAA